AUGGCCGAUCCCGAGGGCCAAGCCGGGGCAACCCUCUCACGGUCCUUCGCGCCACGGGUGCGCCUCACCUGCGAAGCAUGUCGCCAGCGCAAAGUGAAAUGCGACAAGUUAAGCCCUUGUACAAGCUGCCAGCGACUUGGCCUCGUGUGUGUUCCUGUGGAACGUGCCCGUCUCCCGCGCGGUCGCACGCGAAAACCAGAGCGGAAUGUAGGCUCGGACAAGGAACUAUCUGAGCGGGUGGCGAGACUCGAGAAACUUCUGAAAAGAGUCGCGAAUGAGCGAGGUGACAAAUUAAAUGUUGCUUCGACUGUUCCUGUGCCCGCUUAUCCAUACACCCAGCCGGAGUCGGCGGCAGAGGUCAGCAAGGAUGGUCCUGAUACUCGACAGGAUCAGAAUGACUACUUGCCCGGUACAGCCCAACCACACCUCCCUCGCCCUUCAACGGCGUAUGUUGGGGGCCCGUUCUGGGAGGAUAUUAUGCAGCAGACCCAAGAAUUGCGCAGCGUCCUGGAAGGUCGUCUAGAAAAUGAAGAUCACGAUAUCAAAGAUUCAGCAUCUGGGUUUGGCACCUCACUUGUGAGCUCAGAAAGCCCUGGCAGCUUAUCGAACUCGCCCCAGGCCAACAAGCGAUUAAAUCUUCAACCCCAAAUCCGGCAUAGGUUGUGUGACAUUUUCUUCCACAACGUCGAUCCUCUGUUCAAAAUUUUACAUCGACCGUCGCUGCAGGCAUUUAUUAAGGAUGGCAAGCCUUAUCUUGACUAUGAGCAGGAUCACCAGGCGCCAGCUACCCUUGCUUCGGCUAUUUAUCUUUCCGCUGUGUGUACUCUUGACGAAGUGGAAUGUCAGUCAAUAUUCAACACAAGCAAAAGGAUACUGGUCACAGAAUUCCAGAAAGAAACAGAAUCGGCGCUCACAAAGGCGGACUUUGUCACGACGAACGAUCUCACUGUUCUGCAAGCUUAUAUUAUAUCUCUGCUCGCUGCGCGAUCUCAAGACCAAAGUCGAAGGGUCUGGACCAUGUUGAGCAUGGCACUUCGAGUAGGCCAAGCAUUGUCUCUCCACAUCCCCCAACCGCCAUUCACCGUGCGCCCUUUUGAGCACGAGAUGCGCAAACGAGCAUGGCUAGGGAUCGGCCUUCUCGAUGUAGCAGCCUCCCUAGACAGGGCAUCCGAGCCGAUGAUGCAAUCCGCAUGGCUCGAUUACAACCCGCCAUCGAAUGUCAACGACGAGGACCUAUGGUUCGACAUGCCAGGGCCAAUCCCCGAACACACUGAAGGCACAUUUACCGAUAUGACGCACACCUUGAUUAUCGCAGCGUCAGCGUCCGUGACCCGAACUCUUGCAUUUUCGGACCUCACUGAGCCAGCCGUGAGUAUCAUGAGUUUGCGGCAGCAAGUCGUCCACGAUUUCCAAAAAAAGAUGUCAGACCUCCUGAGCGGCUGCAGGCCCGAUUUGUCGGAUUUCCAGUGGUACGCGCAGAAGACAGCGCAUGUUAUGGGCAGCUGGCUGCAACUAGCUUGUCUUCGGCCGCUGCAAAGAAGCUAUAAUUUUAUACCCCCGAAGAUCCAAGAGAACGCACUCCUCAAAAUCGCAGCUGAUAACCUGCAGUGGUCGCAGGAGGCAUACAACUACCCAGGCGCCAGGUCUUGGCGAUGGUACGUCUCAAUGUGGGUUCCAUGGCAUGCAUUGGCUGUGGCCCUUGCCGAACUCUGCGUCUGCAAAAAUUCCGCGGUGAUGUCAAAGUACUGGACUGUCGUUGACGACGUUUACCAGCGCUUGCGGCUUGUAAUCGCGGAUUCUCAGCAUGGAAUGCUCUGGAAGCCUUUGGAGAGGCUCAUGUCACAGGCGAAAACGCGGAGAAAUGAGCUCCUCGGUGUUGAUGCUCGCCAAACAGUGUCUCAAUACUAUUUCGAUGGCAUGUCUUCAGAGCUUUUCUCAAAACAACCUGAGCCUCAACAUGAUCUCACGAACUUUUCGCUCGAUUUAAAAGAGGCCGUCGAUGAACCGCGAGAUUCGCACAUGGUAGAAGUGCCGACUUCCUUUGCGCCGGUGCCCUGGCCCAAUGUGUGGGAUGCGGUGGAUUUUAGUGACCCGACCUUGCAAAGCAGCUCGGAUGAUACGGCUUGGUUGAGCUAUGAGAACUUCAUUGAAAAUGUGUACGAUAGCGCUGAUUCCAUUUUCUUGCCACGGUGA
Molecule: messenger RNA, 2193 nt
Organism: Penicillium samsonianum
Lineage: Eukaryota; Fungi; Ascomycota; Eurotiomycetes; Eurotiales; Aspergillaceae
Exons: 3
Coding region: 1-2193 (730 amino acids)
Biological process (GO): DNA-templated transcription; regulation of DNA-templated transcription
Molecular function (GO): DNA binding; DNA-binding transcription factor activity, RNA polymerase II-specific; zinc ion binding
Source: RefSeq, a predicted model, not a curated record